This is a messenger RNA of Talaromyces proteolyticus, 1569 nucleotides long. Its product is annotated as major facilitator superfamily domain-containing protein. Gene Ontology annotation, biological process: transmembrane transport. The coding region runs from base 1 to 1569 and encodes 522 amino acids. The transcript has 6 exons. Gene Ontology annotation, molecular function: transmembrane transporter activity. The record is from RefSeq and is a predicted model, not a curated record. NCBI's taxonomy places the organism in Eukaryota, Fungi, Ascomycota, Eurotiomycetes, Eurotiales, Trichocomaceae.
AUGCCGUGUUUUCAAAGCAAAAGUCUGAACCCAGGGCAAGAGACGUCAUGGCUAACUCUCCCACAGAAAGAUCAGCUCUUUCUGCUGUUUCUCUGUCGAGUGUUUGACUUUAUGCAAAUAGCUUCUUUCCAGACGAUAUGUUACUAUCAGCUCAAAGCUAUUGAUCCAUCUGCAUCGGAAAUAACUCUUUCGUGGCAAACAGGGAUUGCAAUCGGAGCGUUCACUGCUGCUCAAACUUGCACUUCAGUUUUAUGGGGAUCCUGUGCAGAUAAAAAAUGGUGUGGUCGAAAACCAGUCCUCUUAAUUGGGUUAAGUGGAACAGGAUUGUCGUGUAUUGGCUUAGGGUUCACCACCUCAUUUUCUGGUACAGUUGUCUUUAGAGUAAUUGGCGGUUUAUUAAAUGGAACAGUGGGCAUUGUUCGGACCAUGAUGUCAGAAAAUAUAGUCGAGAAACGAUUCCAGUCCCGGGCUUUUUCUUUGCUAUCACUAUCUUUCAAUGUGGCUACAUUCUUGGGUCCUCUCAUCACCGGCUUUCUCUCAAACCCUAUGAAAGUUACUUCCGCUUCAAGAGACCCAGCUUCCCACUGGCUUGAGCGAUUUCCAUAUGCCCUGCCCUCGCUGGCAAGUGCGGCCACGAUGUUUUUGCUUUCAGCUGUGGUGUUUCUCUUUACAAAAGAGGUAUGGCACUGUGGUAAACCUCGUGACCAAGCGCUACGAAACUUGAAAUACUUAAUUCUCAGACUCGUCGGGCGUCGUCAACCAACUGAUUACGCAGCACUAAUACAGGAAGUCCCCGAAGAUAUGGAUUCAGCUGAACUCGAAGAGCGUGCGUCUGCUGGAUCAGGUCCACGCAUGGAUCGGGCUCAAAAGAGCAGUCCAGUGCGAAGAUCUAUGAGCAUCUGGACCUUUACUUUUAUCGCAACACUUGGUUCUCAGGCCAUUUUCGACUUCCACAUGGGAGCAUUCGCUGGUCUUUGGCCAUUAUUUUUAUCUAAUGCUCGUGCAUCACCUGAGGAUCAAGUAAGUGGCCAUGCUGGAGGCCUUGGGAUGUCGGUAAAAAGCGUCGGAUUGGCUACAAGCAUUUCAGGUGUUAUCGGGGUUAUUAUACAAAUCUUCAUUUAUCCACGAGUGAAUGACAUUAUUGGUACGGUCAACAGCUAUCGAACUUUCAGUAGUUUGUUUCUGCUGGCCUAUCUUGCCUUUCCACUUCUUCAGGCUAUUCAGCCAGCUGCAGCUAUGUGGCCCGCUAUCUUCUUAACAUUGUUAAUACAUGUCACCGGGCGGGUUUUCGUCAUACCGGCAACGAUAAUAGUACUUAAUAAUAGCGCGCCUGCUGCACAUCUAUUGGGAAAAGUACAUGGAAUUGGACAAAUGGCUUCCGCCCUUUUCCGCACUCUAGGGCCAUUUUUUGCGGGAUACUUAUAUCAAGAGGGUUUGAAGUUGGAAUCUGCCGUGUUUUCAUGGUGGACAGUUGCUGUUAUUGCAUUUCUAGGUUUUGUUGCAGCGCAGUUCGUGCGCAAUGGCCCUGUUCCCACUGCUCCUGCCUCUGUGGAUCAGGAACGGCUGUAA